This is a messenger RNA of Megalops cyprinoides (Indo-Pacific tarpon), 3582 nucleotides long. It is a transcript of the gene rbl1, whose product is annotated as retinoblastoma-like 1 (p107). Gene Ontology annotation, cellular component: nucleus; chromatin; transcription regulator complex. Bases 86 to 3232 code for a protein of 1048 amino acids. The record is from RefSeq and is a predicted model, not a curated record. The transcript has 22 exons. Lineage: Eukaryota; Metazoa; Chordata; Actinopteri; Elopiformes; Megalopidae. Gene Ontology annotation, biological process: regulation of transcription by RNA polymerase II; cell differentiation; negative regulation of G1/S transition of mitotic cell cycle. Gene Ontology annotation, molecular function: RNA polymerase II transcription regulatory region sequence-specific DNA binding.
UGGAGGACCGACUUCUGGAGUGGCGUUCUUGGUGCUCGUUUGUAAACUGUUUAUGUCCUUUCGUGUCGAAAACUGAAAGAUUCAAAUGCGAGAAAACGAAACAGAUUCCGAGUCCGGGAAAGCGGACAUUAGCUCUGUCCGGAAAACCCUGGAAACUAUCUGUCAAGAACUGAACAUGGACGAGGAAACGGCAACCGAAGCCCUGCAGAAUUUCACUACGAUCUGGGAUACAUACACUCUAGAGGGAGAGGUGGUGCACUGGCUGGCCUGCUCUCUCUAUGCAGCCUGCAGGAAAGGGUGGACACCCACAGUGGGGAAGGGGGUAAUGGAGGGGAACUGUGUGUCCCUUACCAGAAUCCUGAGGUCCUCCAAACUGAGUCUAAUUCAGUUCUUCAGUAAGAUGAAGAAGUGGGCGGACAUGUCUAAUUUGUCCCAGGAUUUUCGUGAGCGAAUCGGGCGCCUUGAGAGGAAUUUUGAAGUAUCAACAGUGAUCUUCAGGAAGUUUGAGCCCAUAUUCAUGGACAUGUUUCAGAACCCCCAAGGAGAGCCGCCACGUCAGCCAAGAAGCCGGAAACACAGACGUCUGCCAUGUCACAUAAGUGAUGUGUUCAAAUUUUGCUGGACCCUGUUUGUCCACACAAAAGGAAAUUUCCAUAUGAUUGGAGAUGACCUGGUGAAUUCAUACCAUCUCCUCCUCUGCUGUCUGGAUUUGGUGUUUGCCAAUGCCCUGCUCUGUGCCAACAGGAAAGACCUUAUUAACCCCAGCUUUAAAGGGUUAACCAAAGACUGUCAUAGUCCUGAUUACUCUCCCCCAGAGGAGGUUCCCUGUAUCAUUGAAAGGCUGUGUGAGUUGCAUGAUGGACUGGUCGUAGAAGCAAAAGGGAUUAAAGAGCACUACUUCAAGCCCUACAUUAAAAAGCUCUUUGAGAGACAGAUUUUGAAGGGGGAUGAGGAAACGCUCACAGAAUUGCUGGAUGCUCCCAACUUCAUCGACAACAAUAAAGCCGUAAACAGGGAGUACGAGGAGUAUGUUCUGACAGUGGGGGACUUUGACGAGAGGGUGUUUCUGGGAGCGGACGCUGAUGAGGAGAUCGGCACACCUCGCAAGGCGGUCACGGAGCCCCCCGAGGGACAACUGUCUGCCCGUAUGCAGGUGGAGUGCAACCUGCAGCAGCACUUUGAGAAGACACGGUCCUUCGCCCCCUCCACCCCUCUGACGGGCCGGCGUUACCUGAAGGAGAAGGAGGUGAUCGUGACGCCGGUGUCCUCGGCCACGCAGAGUGUCAGCCGGCUGCAGAGCAUGGUGUCCGGACUGCGUAACGCCCCCAGCGAGCAGCUCUUGCAGAUCUUCAGGUCAUGUUCGCGAGACCCUACGGAAACUAUUCUGAACAGAGUUAAGUCCCUGGGGGAGACUUUCCGUCAGCAUUACACCAAGAGCACAGACGAGCAGCCAGGAUCACAUAUGGAUUUUGCUGAUAAUCGAUUGAAACUGGCUGAAAUCCUGUAUUAUAAGAUCCUGGAGAAUGUCAUGGCCCAGGAGAUAAAGAGGCUGCACGGCAAAGACAUGGCUGUGCUGCUGGAGCAGGAUAUUUUUCACCGUUCUCUGAUGGCCUGCUGUCUGGACGUGGUCUUGUUCGCCUAUAACUCUCAGCGCACCUUCCCCUGGAUCAUCGAAGUCUUCAACAUACGGCCGUUCUACUUCUACAAGGUGAUUGAGGUGUUCAUUCGCUCGGAGGAGGGCCUGUCGCGGGACAUGGUCAAGCACCUGAAUAACAUAGAGGAACAGAUCCUGGAAUGCAGAGCCUGGACCAGUGAUUCUGCACUGUGGGAGGCACUAGAGGCUGCACACAAGAAGGUCCCUACUGUUGAGGAGGUGAAUUUCCCCAGCAGUUUUGAGAAUGGGAGCACAAGCGGUGGUCCCACGCACCUGCCGCUGAUGGCUCUGUCUCCUGUCAUCCACCCUCGGCUCAGGGAGGUAAGGACUGGCCUGGGAGGAAGUGCUCGUAAAGAUGUGCCCCCUUCGCCAAUAUAUCUGCACGACCGCUACAGCUCUCCCACUGCCGGAGUCGCAAAGAGACGCCUGUUUGGAGACGACAGCCAGCCCCAGUCCCCCUCAAAGAGGAUCUCCCUGACGUACGGCGGCGGGCUCAAGAUUAUCCCCACGUCCCCCUCUCCCAGUGAAGCCACACUCCACUCCCCCGCCAGGACCCUCAUUGCCAUGACGGCGAACAGUGGCCAGCAACAGCUGAGCAUACCUCUGCAAGGUGUGAACGAGGCGGGCGGGAUCACCUUCAUCCAGGUGCAGCCGAGCGACAGCAGCCCUCUCACCACGCAGGUCCUCCUCACGGCGUCCCCGAGCCGGCCUGGGCCUGGCAGCGCCGUCCCCGACGCCCAGACUGCUAACAAACCGCGUCGCACGGGCUCGCUGGCCCUCUUCUUCAGGAAGGUUUAUCACUUGGCCAGCGUGCGGUUGCGGGACCUGUGCUUGAAGCUGGACAUCUCCUCAGAUCUGCGGGGGAAAAUCUGGACCUGUUUUGAGCACUCUGUCGUUCACUGCACUGACCUCAUGAAGGACAGGCACCUGGACCAGCUGCUGCUGUGUGCCGUGUACAUCGUGUCUAAGAUCACUAAAGAAGAGCGCACUUUCCAGGAUAUCAUGAAAUGUUACCGCAGUCAGCCUCAAGCCAGCAGUCAUGUUUAUCGAAGUGUCCUCCUCCGGAAGAACACUGGAGAGCAGCCCUCUGAUGAGAACAGCAUGGAGGUUGACCCAUCUGUGGGUGGGGCCAGUGAGUCCGGGGAGGACCGCGGUGACCUCAUCCAGUUCUACAACUCGGUGUAUGUGCUGAGGAUGAAGGGCUUCGCCCUCAGAUACGCCAUCCCCAGUGCGGACCACAGGAUGGAGGUUCCCCCCCUGUCCCCGUUCCCCUCUGUGAGGGCACAGCCUCUGUCCCCACGCCGCGUGUCCCAGAGGCACUCCAUCUACGUGUCGCCCCACAAGAACGGCUCCUGUGUCACCCCAAACUCCGCCUUCACCUACAAGUUCAGCGGCAGCCCCUCCAAGGAGCUCAACGACAUCAACAGGAUGAUCAAACAGGGCGGGGUGAGCCGCAAGCGGGCCUUCACCAUGGAGGGCGACUACUCCGAGUCCCCCACCAAGAGGCUCUGCCAGGAGAGUGAGGACGUGCUGCUGAAACGUCUGCAGGACGUCGUGAGCGAGAGAGCCCACCACUGACCCCACCCCCAAAACACGCAAUCAUGUCACGCGUCACUGUCCGUCAAGCACGGCACGGGUCUGUAGCUUUAACAGUGAACGUGGGUCAGCAGGGAUGGGGUUUUCUUCCUUAUAAUCCCUGCCCCUUCAAAAGAAAUCAAGGUUAAACUUGCGAUAAUAUAUAUGUGUUGCUAUGUUUUCAUAUCCCAUUCUUUGGUUUUGAACCAGAAGCCAGAUUGUGUUUUGUGCAGUUACCUGGAUUGCAGUUCAGAGAGAGCAGACAGAUUGCAGUUGAUCCAAACAAACAGCAUUCGUCAUUGAGAUUCUUAGAUACCAGGCCAAGAUUGCUCUGGGCUGGUAGCUAAAAUGUU